CAGGGCAAGUUUGCCUUGGAACUGGCAACGAAAGCAAUUGAUUGGUACAAUGAUUGGUUUGGAAUUGUGAGCCCAUUGCCGAAAAUCGAUCUGAUCGCGAUACCUGAUUUUAGUAUGGGUGCCAUGGAGAACUGGGGUUUGGUCACAUAUCGUGAGGUGGCCGUUUUGGUUGAUGAAGCAAAGUCGUCCACACGUCAAAAAUCGCGAGUGGCUCUGGUUGUGGCCCACGAAUUGGCUCAUUUCUGGUUUGGAGAUCUAGUUACAAUGGUGGGUGCCAUCUGA
Molecule: messenger RNA, 282 nt
Organism: Anisakis simplex (herring worm)
Lineage: Eukaryota; Metazoa; Nematoda; Chromadorea; Rhabditida; Anisakidae
Source: the annotation of a GenBank genome assembly